Molecule: messenger RNA, 1020 nt
Organism: Hydractinia symbiolongicarpus
Lineage: Eukaryota; Metazoa; Cnidaria; Hydrozoa; Anthoathecata; Hydractiniidae
Product: hatching enzyme 1.2-like
Exons: 8
Coding region: 77-997 (306 amino acids)
Biological process (GO): proteolysis
Molecular function (GO): zinc ion binding; metalloendopeptidase activity
Source: RefSeq, a predicted model, not a curated record
GAAUAUAUAUUUUUUGUGAAGCCAGCCAUAACAAGAAAAUACCGUCUCUCGUGAAGGUAGUCAACACAGAAAAAGCAUGGCGUUUCGACUAGUAGUCGUGGUCACUUUAACCAUGUGCGCAUACGUUGCCUCAGAAUGGGUAGAAGAAAUGGAAAAUCCCGGCUUAUUUGAAGGAGAUAUGAUUUUAUCUCCACAACAGCUAGAAGCUGCACGGAAAGGAAAGUUAUCUUAUGCUACCACAAUCGGAAAACAAUGGCCUGGAAAAACCGUCCCUUAUGCUUAUGAUCUGACAAUUAAGGCGAGACCACGAGCGAUAAAAGUCAUUCAAGACGCAAUAGCGGAAUAUCAUGAUAAAACCUGCAUAAAAUUCAAAGAGAGAACAAACGAAGCCAAUUACAUCAUGUUUUACCAAGGCGGAGGAUGUUCGUCAUAUGUCGGCUUCAAAGGUGGACCAACAAUGCCGAUGAAGGUAAGUCUUGCACCAGGAUGUUGGAGAAAAGGAAUUGUCAUCCACGAACUGGCUCAUGCUUUAGGUGUAUAUCAUGAGCAAAGUCGUCCAGAUAGAGAUGGGCACGUAGAAAUACAAUGGCAAAAUAUUAAACAAGGCAUGGAUUUUAACUUUAAGAAGCAAGCAACAUCAAAAGUCGAUUCGCUUGGAACAGAUUACGACUACGAGUCCAUCAUGCAUUACGGAAAGACAGCAUUUGCUAAAACACGUGGUCUUGUUACCAUAAAAACAAAAGAUCCCAGCAAACAAGACGUGAUUGGGAGAAGAACAGGAUUCAGCGCCAUCGAUGUCAUUCAGAUGAACAGGCUGUAUAAUUGUGGUUCAGGACCCAUACCAACAAAACAAACAACAAAUCCUGUAGUAACACAAAGUCCUACAGGCUCUGCAGGUUGCAAAGACGGUAGUCCUGCAUGUCCGGGCUGGAAAUCUAUCUGUCAAAGUCACCCGCAUAUCGCACAAAUUUGUAAAAAGACGUGUAAUCUUUGCUAAGAAACAAAAGUAUUUUCUGAUUG